AUGGAGGCGGGGGGAGCCUUGGACAUACUCGCAGGAGCAUGGGGAGCCGGCAAUGCCACUUUCUGCUGGGCCGCUGCCCCUGACGCGCUCACUCUGACACUAGUGGACAUUGCCCAGAACCUGGGCCCCAAAUCAGUGGUCGCCAUCGACGUGGGCAGCCAGGACGAGACUGACCUCUGCGACUAUGGGGACAGCCUCUCAGGCUGGUGGCUGCUGUGGAAACGCCUCAAUCCCUGGGCCCAGAAGGUUAAGGUGCCCAACAUGGCUGAGAUCCAGUUGUGUCUGGCCUAUGUGUCGUGUGUGCGCCAGCUGGAGGUGGUAAAGUUGAGCUCCUACUGCGAAUACAUUUGCCUGCCCAUCGACCGCUUCAAAACCAUGGACUUUAGCAAGUUCGACGAGAUCUACGACAUGGGCUACCAGCAUGGCAAGGUGAUGUCCAGCGGCUGGAGCCGCGGUGACAUCAUUGAGAAGAUGGUGAAGGACCAGCGCUCGGCCGACUUCUACGAGAGCAAGCGCAUGGAUGUGCUGACUUGCCCCAGCGUGGGGUUCACUGAUCUGGCUGAGAUCGUGUCUUGCAUCGAGCCGGCCAAGAGCUACCUGUCCGAUGGCUAUGCUGAUGGUGAGGAAUCUGACUACCUGACGGAGUACGAGGAGGAAGGGCUGGACCCUGAGGGGGGAGAGGAGGAGCUGUUAGCACCGGCUGAGUGGACCCACACUGAGAUGAGGAGAAGAGUCUGCGGCACCGCAACUCCCCGCCCCCGGAGUGAGCCCAGCCACCUGCUCCUGGACUGGGACAGAUGGAGCCUGCAGGCCCAGGGCUGGCACUAGGAGACUGCAACCUGCAUGUUGCUGGGGCACUGGAGCCCAUCCUGCGCUGGAGCCUCCGGCCUGCAUCUGCUGCUGGAGUCCUGAGGCCGGCCUGGUUCCACUCGGUUAAUGGCCAAGGUUCUGCUGGGGUCAGCAGCCAUUCUACAUCUCCCAGUGUGCAGUGGGACCUGGCCUGGGCUCAUCUCAGGGUGGAGUGGCGGCCACUGGGCCCAGCACCCUCCACCAGCGAGUACUUG
Chrysemys picta bellii (western painted turtle) is the source of this 1064-nucleotide messenger RNA. The record is from RefSeq and is a predicted model, not a curated record. Lineage: Eukaryota; Metazoa; Chordata; Testudines; Emydidae.